Purpureocillium lilacinum is the source of this 1452-nucleotide messenger RNA. RefSeq names its product non-classical phosphatidylinositol transfer protein (PITP). Gene Ontology annotation, molecular function: phosphatidylinositol transfer activity. Lineage: Eukaryota; Fungi; Ascomycota; Sordariomycetes; Hypocreales; Ophiocordycipitaceae. Gene Ontology annotation, cellular component: cytosol; cortical endoplasmic reticulum; plasma membrane. Gene Ontology annotation, biological process: regulation of exocytosis; Golgi to plasma membrane protein transport. The record is from RefSeq and is a predicted model, not a curated record.
AUGACGACGGCCGAGCAAGCUCCCGCGUCCAACGCUCCCGCGGCGGAGAAGGCCGCCGCCGUUGACGCUCCCGUGGCGGAGACGGCUGCCGCUGCGGCUGCGGCUGCCCCUACCGCGUCCAACGGCACUGACGACGCUGCUCCCGCUCCCGCUCCCGCUCCGGCAGCGGCCACGCCCAACGGCACCGACGCAGCUGCUGCUGCUCCCGCUGCCACGGCACCCAACGACGCCGAUGCCGCCGCUGGCUCAGGCAUUGCCGGCGCUGCCGUCACGACAAAGACCACCGUGACCGCCGAGACGCCCCUCUCCAAGCUCACGGCCCGCCUCCCCGCCGUGCUCGAGCAGGUUGGCCACUCCGAGAUGUGGGGCGUCGAGCUGUCCGCCUCGCCCGACCACGCGCCCUCGCAGGUCAUCCUCCAGAAGUUCCUACGCGCCAACAACGGCGACGCCGCCGCCGGCGAGAAGCAGCUCGUUGCGGCCCUUGAGUGGCGCAAGAAGGUCAACCCCGUCGCGCUCGUCUCCGAGGUCUUUGACGGCGCCAAGUUUGGGGGUCUGGGCUAUGUGACGGUUCACCCGGAUGCCGCCACGGGCAAGGAGACGGUCAUUACCUGGAACAUUUAUGGCUCCGUCAAGAACAACAAGGCCACGUUUGGCAACGUGCAAGAGUUCAUCAAGUGGCGUGCCGCCCUCAUGGAGCUCGGCGUGCAGAAGCUGCACCUCAACGACAUCAAGGAGCGCAUCCCCGAGGGCCCCGACGCCGUCGACCCCUACCAGAUGCUCCAGGUGCACGACUACCAGUCCGUCAGCUUCUUCCGCAUGGACCCGGACGUCAAGGCCGCCAGCAAGGAGACCAUUCAGACGUUUUCGACGGCGUACCCGGAGCUGCUGGCCCACAAGUUCUUCGUCAACGUGCCCGCCAUCAUGGGCUGGGUCUUUGGUGCCAUGAAGUUCUUCCUCGCGCCCGCCACGCUGCGCAAGUUCCACCCCAUGACGUCCGGCACCACCCUGGCGACGGAGCUCAAGGGCAUCGUCGGCACCCUGCCCAAGGAGUACGGCGGCCAGGGUCCGAGCGUCCAGGACGGCGAGACAGUCAAGCUUGAGACGGCUACGGAGAAGCAGGAUGGCGCCAAGGACGCUGCUCCCAAGGCCGAGACUGUGACCAAGACCGACGGAGAGGCGAAGGCUCCGGACGCUGGCAAGCCUGAUGGCGCUGCCGUGGCGGCCGAGCUGCCUGCCGCGGCGCCGGUAGAGGCCAAGACCGAUGCAGCUCCCACGGCCGCCCCGGAGACGGUGACGGAGGAUGUCAAGCCUGUGGAAACGGCCGAGACCGAGGAGACCAAGCCCGCCGAGCCCGUCACCGAGCCCAUCGCCGAGCCUGUCGCCGACCCGGUGGAGGUGUCGGCAGAGAAGGCCGCUGUCCCGCAGCAGGCCAACAAGGAGGUUGUCGCAUGA